AUGCCAAAGAUAACCGAACUUCGUGGUUUAUUCAAACCAUUUACGAAACCGUUACAUCGCCAAUGGAAAUGGGUAUGGCAAGAGAAAGGCAAAUUUAACGAACCUAAGUUAACCAUACCUAAAGCAUUCGAAGGCCGCCAAUUGAAUAUCAUUGACCCUUUACAUGAACCGGAUCCAAAUGCUUUACCCGACGAAUCAACACCCUGGACUAGUCCCACUCGACAUCCGAUGUUUGAAUAUCUUGUACCACCACUACCACGCGAACAACAUCCUUUAUUUCACCAUGAUCGACCGGUUUUUCUGUUUGAUUCAAAAACAAAAUUACAUGCAGGUAACAUUCAUCCAACGAAGAAUCAAAAACUAACAUUUAUUGGGUUUGUCUGUCUGUUUAAAGGCGUUGAUCAAGCAUGUUUAUUAACAAAAACGAUUCCAUUCUAUGAAUUGCCGCAAUCAAUCAAACAAAAUCUCGAUCAAGUAACUAUACCCAAUCAAGAUGAUUUAAUUCAAUCGUACAUUCGCCAAUCGAUUGCCUAUGAUGCAACCAAAGAAAAAUUACCGAGAAAGUAUACUCCUCUAAAACAACGUCGUUCAUUUCGUGUUGAAUAUUCGAUACCGCGUCCAAGACAAAUGAGUAUACUGUUAGAAAAUACUCUUAGUCUUUGUGAAUCUCUAGGCGGACGAUAUCCUGAUUUGUUUAAACGAAAUCUAUAUCGUAAUACACCAUUCUACACAACAUUUGAACGUUAUGGCGAAUUAGUCCAUUUAAGAAAGAAAAAUGAAUACAUCUUAACUAGUCCUACACCGUUAUCACCAAUUGUCAAACGUUUAUAUAAAUUAGAGAUAAGUUCAGGUGAUAGUGUCAAUGAAAAUCUUGGUGUUCAUGAUCCUAAUGGACAUUAUGUUAUGCAAGGAAAUGAUUACAAAUUCUUGAACAUGUACCCUGUAUAUCCAACAAUUGAUCUUCAAUCAGAACAACUCUAUCAAGAUGGAGAUGAACAAGGCUGGAGAAUGAAAAAAUCUAAUGAAUAUGUUCAUACAACAUUUUAUGUUUCAAAUGAUGAAUUAAUUCACGAAGCAACAACUGAUGAACGUUUAGCACGUAUGGUUAUGUUUGCUUUUGGUACUGCUCUUGUCCAGGCUCGUCAAUUAUAUCCAAAUGGUCAUUUAACUAAGCCGGUUACUGUUCAAUCAGUAUUUCUUCUCGAUGAACUUUUUCAUUUCGUCGUUUUUCAAUUGAAUACGUUGAAUUACAAUGAAACCAACGAUCAGCGAUAUAAUUAUGUCUGGAUUGACAAAGACAACUACCUCUAUGAUAAUCGUCCAUCGAUGGUGAUGCAUAAUCCUCUGUAUGGUACAGAACGUAACUUACAGCGAUAUGUUUUAGAAAAACUGAAAUAUAAUCCUGAAGUUUUUCAAAAAUUUCUAGCAUUGUACUUGCAAGGUAUUAAAUAA
Messenger RNA from Adineta ricciae, 1452 nucleotides. The record is from the annotation of a GenBank genome assembly. Lineage: Eukaryota; Metazoa; Rotifera; Eurotatoria; Adinetida; Adinetidae.